UUAUUAUUUUCCUCCAUCUUUCAUUUAUUUGGAUUCUGGGUUUUACUUUGUUUCAAUAAUCAUAACAAAACUUUUUAAGCGUAGAAAAUACAUUUAGGAUGAUGGGUCAGCAAACGCUGAUCUACAGUUUUGUGGCGAGGGGGACGAUGAUAUUGGCUGAUUACACAGAAUUCACAGGGAAUUUUACCUCCAUUGCAUCCCAAUGUCUACAAAAGUUGCCUGCUUCCAGCAACAGAUUCACUUACAAUUGCGACGACCACACAUUCAAUUACCUUGUGGAAAAUGGAUUUACUUAUUGUGUAGUUGCAGUUGAAUCUGCUGGUAGGCAAGUUCCGAUUGCUUUUCUAGAGCGUAUCAAGGAUGAUUUCAAUAAGAGACAUGGUGGAGGUAAAGCUACAACUGCAGGCCCAAAUAGUCUCAAGAAAGAUUUUGGCCCUAAACUGAAAGAGCAGAUGCACUAUUGUGCCAAUCAUCCUGAAGAAAUUAGCAAACUUGCAAAAGUGAAGGCUCAGGUUUCUGAAGUGAAGGGUGUGAUGAUGGAAAAUAUUGAGAAGGUCUUAGACCGAGGAGAGAAGAUUGAGCUUCUUGUGGACAAAACUGAAAAUCUCCGAUCACAGGCACAAGAUUUUCGAACACAAGGGACCAAGAUGAAACGAAAAAUGUGGAUUCAGAACAUGAAGAUUAAGCUGAUUGUCUUUGGCAUUGUCCUUUGCUUGCUGUUGAUCAUCUUUUUGUCCAUCUGUCCUCACUUCCAAUGCUGACACAACACAUUUUCUGUAUACUGGGUCUGGACUUUCUUUACGAAUUGCCAUUUUCGACUAGAAAUUGUUCCGAUCAAUUUUUUAAAUUGGAUCCUAAUGAGUGAUGUGCAGGUGGACUAGUCAUGCAUGAAUAGACACAGUUAAAAGACUCUUUAUCAGGUUUAAUUCCUAAUAUACUGACGGUGUUCCAUUUUUCCAGCGGGAAAAAUAAUCUUUUGUCGUUUCAUUUUUUUAUUCAAAU
This is a messenger RNA of Striga asiatica, 1002 nucleotides long. NCBI's taxonomy places the organism in Eukaryota, Viridiplantae, Streptophyta, Magnoliopsida, Lamiales, Orobanchaceae. The record is from the annotation of a GenBank genome assembly.